Chrysochloris asiatica (Cape golden mole) is the source of this 1010-nucleotide messenger RNA. It is a transcript of the gene HSD17B7, whose product is annotated as hydroxysteroid (17-beta) dehydrogenase 7. The coding region runs from base 6 to 1010 and encodes 334 amino acids. The transcript is spliced from 9 exons. NCBI's taxonomy places the organism in Eukaryota, Metazoa, Chordata, Mammalia, Afrosoricida, Chrysochloridae. Gene Ontology annotation, biological process: cholesterol biosynthetic process. Gene Ontology annotation, cellular component: endoplasmic reticulum membrane. Gene Ontology annotation, molecular function: estradiol 17-beta-dehydrogenase [NAD(P)+] activity; 5-alpha-androstane-3-beta,17-beta-diol dehydrogenase (NADP+) activity; 3-beta-hydroxysteroid 3-dehydrogenase (NADP+) activity. The record is from RefSeq and is a predicted model, not a curated record.
UGACAAUGCGUAAGGUGGUUUUGGUCACCGGGGCGAGCAGUGGCAUCGGCUUAGCUCUCUGCAAGCGUCUGCUGGAGGAAGACGAUGAGCUUCACCUGUGCUUGGCAUGCAGGAACAUGGGCAAAGCAGAAGCUGUCCGGGCUGAUCUGCUGGCCUCUCAGCCCACAGUCGAGGUCAGCAUUGUGCAGGUGGAUGUUAGCAACCUGCAGUCAGUGUUCCGGGCCUCCAGGGAGCUCAAGCAAAGGUUUCAAAGAUUAGACUAUGUGUAUUUCAAUGCUGGAAUCAUGCCUAACCCACAGCUGAAUAUCAGAGCACUUUUGUCUAGCAUCUUCUCAAGAAACGUGAUUCAUGUGUUCUCCACAGCUGAAGGACUGCUGACCCAGCAAGACAAAGUCACCGCUGAUGGGCUUCAGGAGGUGUUUGCAACCAAUGUCUUUGGCCAUUUUAUCUUGUUUCGGGAGCUGGAACCACUCAUCUGUCACAGUGACCAUCCAUCUCAGCUCAUCUGGACAUCAUCUCGAAAUGCAAACAGAUCUAACUUCAACCUUGAGGACAUUCAGCACAGUAAAGGCCAGGAACCAUACAGCUCUUCCAAAUAUGCCACUGACCUCUUGAGUGUGGCUUUGAACAAGAACUUUAACCGUCAGGGUCUGUAUUCUAGUGUGGUAUGCCCGGGUACAGCGUUGACUAAUUUGACGUACGGAAUUGUACCUUCCCUUAUAUGGACACUGAUGCUACCAUUCAUAUGGCUGUUUCGCUUUUUCGCAAAUGCUUUCACUUUGACACCAUACAACGGAGCAGAAGCAUUGAUAUGGCUUUUCCACCAAAAACCUGAGUCUCUCAGUCCUCGGACAAAAUAUAUGAGUGCCACUACUGGCUUUGGAAGCAAUUAUGUAAUAACCCAAAAGAUGGACCUAGAUGAAGAAACUGCUGAACAAUGUUACCAAAUCUUGCUGGAACUGGAAAAGCAUGUGAGAACCACCAUUCAAAAUUCAGAUCACCAGAGCUGA